AUGCCAGCCCCAACUAAUGUAGCUGGGCCAAGCACUUCUAGCCAAGGUCAGCAACACAUGGAUGAAGCUGGCUCAGGCAUUUCUGAUGAAGAAUGGGAUGACUUAUUUGAUGCAGAUAGCUCAAGCACUUCCGACGAAGAUUGGGAUGACGCUGAGUUGGAUGAUCCAAGUGUUUUCAUGCAACGCCAUCAACAAUCAAUGGAUCAACCCGGUCCAAGCACUUCCAAUCAAGACCAGCAAGAGCCAAUGGAGGAAGGCGAGUCGGGAAAUAUUCGUCCAGAAGAAGCACUAUUAGAUGAAGAAGAUCAACAUACCCUUGCUGAUCUAAAGAAAAGAGUUAAAGUCGCUGAAAGCAAACAGCGAGGAAAGUGCAGAGCGUACUUUGAUUAUGUAUCCCUUGGAUUGAAACAAAAAUCAGUGCUGGCAAAAACCAAAGUCAAGUUUGGAACAAAGCACAAUCCAAGCGUCCAAAGUCAAAUGAAACAAGAGUGUGAAGAUGCAAAGAGCAAAUUAAAAACUAGAAAACAGCAAUUAACAAAGUUUAUGGAAGACCAUGGCUUGAUAUUAAAGGCAGAGCCGGAGUCGAAUUAA
This is a messenger RNA of Batrachochytrium dendrobatidis JAM81, 591 nucleotides long. RefSeq lists its product as uncharacterized. NCBI's taxonomy places the organism in Eukaryota, Fungi, Chytridiomycota, Chytridiomycetes, Rhizophydiales. The record is from RefSeq and is a predicted model, not a curated record. The transcript has a single exon. The coding region runs from base 1 to 591 and encodes 196 amino acids.